AUGCGGCAGGACAGCAUGGCCUUUGAGGUGGCACAGGGCGCCGUCGAUGUCCGCUACAUGAUCAUCAACGAGAAGGGGCCGCUCUCCCGCGCCAUGUUUGCGGAGCUGCAGCGCCAGGCCCCGCCGGGCGUCCCCGUCUUCCAGCCGGAGCCAGAGGAGCCCGACAUCUGGCAGGUCCUGGGAGGCGAUAAGGACGACUUCCUUGUCUACGAUCGCUGCGGCCGCCUGGCUUUCCACAUCCAGCUGCCCUACAGCUUCCUCCACUUCCCCUAUGUGGAGGCAGCCAUCCGCUUCACCCACAGCAAGGACUUCUGUGGCAACUGCUCCUUCUACUCCAACACCACUCAGGAGGCUAACAGUACCAUGGAGGUCCCUGUAACCCUGACCCCACUUCCAGAACAAGAGGGGAAGGAGGCAGAGACCCCAAUCCACAAGCACAACCCCCUCCAUCCUCACCACCACCAUGAGAUCAGCAGCGAGAGAGCCACAGACCCGAGUGGGGACAAAAAACCUGUCACCCAUGCUCACCACCACUACCACCAUGGAGACCAUGGCCAGCCUCAUCCCAAGGGGCAGAAGCAGGAGGAAAAUUAG
Chaetura pelagica (chimney swift) is the source of this 594-nucleotide messenger RNA. Its product is annotated as selenoprotein Pb-like. Gene Ontology annotation, cellular component: extracellular region. Gene Ontology annotation, molecular function: selenium binding. Gene Ontology annotation, biological process: selenium compound metabolic process. The transcript has 4 exons. The coding region runs from base 1 to 594 and encodes 197 amino acids. NCBI's taxonomy places the organism in Eukaryota, Metazoa, Chordata, Aves, Apodiformes, Apodidae. The record is from RefSeq and is a predicted model, not a curated record.